AGGAAAGAAAAAAAUAAUAACGUCUGGCAACAGUCGAUAUUAAAAACAUGCAGAGGGAGACAAGCUCGGGGCCUUCCAGAGUCAGGAAAAAGACUUCGGAGAGCUGCAGACGGGAGAUGGGUAUGGCAUUUGUAUUUUCCCCCUGCCCAAUGAUUUGUAUAUGAAAACAUAGCGCUUUUAUUCUCCCCCCUUCUGGGCUCUGCUUCUGAGUGAUCAGCUGAUGAAGAGACUAGCAGCUCGCCGCUAUGCUGGCUUGCUAAUUCUCUCCCCCACAGCUGCAGCCGAUCCCGAUAACCAGCCUGCAGAUUGCAGUCAGCUCGAGGCAAGAGAGAACGGUUCUCUAGAGGACAUGGAGGAGGACAUCAGUCUGAAGAAGCGUAAAGGUGAUCAUCAAGCAGUGAAAGACCUGAAGGCUGGGCAAGAAACUGGCGAGAAAGUCAAAAGGAAGCGAGGGCGCCCACCAGCUGAGAAACUCCCUCCAAAUCCACCUGAACUCACCAGAACACUGAACACACUGGUGGAUAUGGUCAUGAACUACAAAGAUGGGUUGGGACGGCAGAUCAGUAAAGGCUUUGUGCAGCUUCCCUCUAAGAAGGAGGUACCUGAGUACUACGAACUGAUCCGAAAGCCUGUGGACUUCAGAAGGAUCAGGGAACGUGUUCGCAAUCACAAGUACAGAAGUGUGGGAGAUCUGGAGAAGGACAUUUUCCUUCUGUGUCACAAUGCUCAGACUUAUAAUCUGGAGGGAUCACAGAUCUAUGAGGAUUCUAUUGUCAUUAAGUCUGUUUUUGAGAGUGCGAGACAGAGAAUCGUCACAGAUGAAGAACAGAAAGAGACGGUUAGCGCCAGUCACAGCAAUAAUGGCGGUGGAGCUGAAGACCAGUUUGUUCCAUCAGCAGUGAAACCAUUACCAGUUCAGAUCAAGAAGGGGGCUAAGGAGCAGAGAAGCAGAAAUACUAUGGCCAAGAGGGUUCACAGUGAUUUAGACAGCGAUGAGGAUCUAGAGGAUAACACCACAAAAGAUGAAGGUUGAACUAAAAGACCCUGCUCUUUUUGUAUCCUUGUCCAUGUCUAUUCUCUGCCACAUCCCUUUUCAUUGGUUUCUUUAUGUUGUUGUGUUUUUUUUAAUUAAAAGAAAGCUCUUUGAAAAUAACCGUGAAAGGACUCCUCAGUGUGAAGCACUUAUAAAACAGUGCUUGUUUUUUAGAUGACUCACAUCACUCAAACACAUCUUGCUGCACAGUGCUGUUCUUCUCAUUUAGCUGGUCUUUUAUAAGAAUUAUGAUUUACGUUUUAUCUGCUUUAGUCCCCGUGAUAGCUUCUGCAGAUAUAAUGUAAAGCACCAGUUUCAUUGACUGUUUUUAAUCAAUAUAUUUGAUUGUAUGAAAUGCCUUCAUAUGUCUUUGGAGCAUGAUAUGUAUCUCUGUCCUGAAGCUGGCUCCUCCAGAGGAAAACCUGCUGAUGAUGAUGUGUUCAGGGCCAGGGCAUCGAAGCACACAGGAAGGUCCGUUUAAUGAAUCGGAGAUGAGCAAAUUAGAUUUGUUUAAAGUCUCUGAAUGUGAUUUUUAGAGUGGAUACAAGUAAAAAGACAUGUGACAAAUACUGGUAGUAUGCCUUUUGUUUGUUUCUGAUACUUGAUGGAAUAAGUUUGGAUCUAACCAGGGGUACUUAAGUCAAACAUUUGUAUCCCUUGUGCUACAGUAUAUUCACAUAUUGUACAGUUUGUGUGAAAAAUAACAAAAUUUCUUUUCAUUUACUCUCCUACUAUUUGGGGAGGAUGAAAGACAUCAUUGUUAAGACAAUCCCUCAAAAACCUGUAUCACUUAAACACUUGCAAAAUAAAUUUUACCAAAAAGU
Molecule: messenger RNA, 1857 nt
Organism: Haplochromis burtoni (Burton's mouthbrooder)
Lineage: Eukaryota; Metazoa; Chordata; Actinopteri; Cichliformes; Cichlidae
Product: probable global transcription activator SNF2L2
Exons: 6
Coding region: 221-1033 (270 amino acids)
Biological process (GO): chromatin remodeling
Cellular component (GO): RSC-type complex
Molecular function (GO): protein binding
Source: RefSeq, a predicted model, not a curated record